Messenger RNA from Etheostoma spectabile (orangethroat darter), 1246 nucleotides. RefSeq names its product troponin T, fast skeletal muscle isoforms. Gene Ontology annotation, biological process: regulation of muscle contraction; muscle contraction; sarcomere organization. NCBI's taxonomy places the organism in Eukaryota, Metazoa, Chordata, Actinopteri, Perciformes, Percidae. The record is from RefSeq and is a predicted model, not a curated record. Gene Ontology annotation, molecular function: troponin I binding; troponin C binding; tropomyosin binding. Gene Ontology annotation, cellular component: troponin complex. The transcript is spliced from 17 exons. Bases 200 to 1246 code for a protein of 348 amino acids.
UCAAGUAUCACUAGAACACAAGGACUUAUUCUCUGAGCGGAGCCUGCAGCUUCUUACAGACCUUCAUCUUCAUCGUCCGAGGAGCUUCUCUUCCUCUCUGAGCAGGAGAAAAGGGACUCAGUUCCUCAUCUGUCCUCACACGCUCCAGGCUGAAACCCCAGAAGGGACGUUUGGAAUAGGUGUGAAGUCUGCUGUCACCAUGUCCGACACCGAGGAACUGGAUCAUGUAGAGGACGAGGAAGCCCAGGAGGAGGUAGUAGAAGUAGAAGUAGCCCCUGAGGCGGAGGCCCAGUUAGAAGCAGAGCCAGAGGUAGAGCCUGAACCAGAACCAGAACCAGAGCCAGAGCCACGGGAGGUGGUGCAGCGAGGGGAAGAGGAAGACGCCUAUGAAGAGGAAGGGGACGAGGAUGAUCAAGAUGAGGAGAAGCCAAAGUUCAAAGCUCCUGCUCCAAAGAUCCCCGAUGGCGAGAAAGUGGACUUUGACGACAUCCACAAGAAACGUCAGAACAAAGACCUGUAUGAGCUGCAGUCGCUGAUCGACGCUCACUUUGAGUGCAGGAAGAAGGAGGAGGAGGAGCUCAUCGCGCUCAAAGACAGAAUUGAGAAGCGCCGCGCUGAGAGAGCCGAGCAGAAGAGGGUUCGCGAUGAGAAGGAUAAAGAGCGGCAGGCCAGGCGGGAGGCUGAGCGGCAGAAGAGGGAGGACGCCGACGCCCACAGGAAGGCUGAGGAUGACGCCAAGAAGAAGAUAGCGCUGAGCAGCAUGGGAUCGGGCUACAGCAGCCAUCUGCAGAAGAUUGACCAGAAGAGAGGCAAGAAGCAGACUGAAAGAGAAAAGAAGAAGAAGAUCAUGGCGGAGAGAUGCAAACCGCUGAAGGUUGACGGCUUCAGUGAGGAUAAACUGAGGGAAAAGGCAAAGGAGCUGUGGGAGUGGCUGCACAACCUGGAGGCAAUUAAAUACGACCACUGUGAGAGUCUAAAGAGACAGAGAUAUGAGGUAAUCUCUCUCAGAAACCGCAUCGAUGAGCUGCAGAAACACAGCAAGAAGGGAGCCGCCUCGCGUCGCGGACUGAGCGUCCGAGACGGCCAGUCCCCCCGGAAGUGCCUCUACUCGGGUACCAGCGCCUCAGACCCCCCCCCCCCCCCUCUACUCGUACCCGCCCUCAGACCCCCCCCCCCCUCUACUCGGGUACCAGCGCCUCAGACCCCCCCCCCCCAUAGACACCUGGAACGUCUUACAUCUGAUUGA